This is a messenger RNA of Hyla sarda, 1894 nucleotides long. RefSeq names its product E3 ubiquitin/ISG15 ligase TRIM25-like. Gene Ontology annotation, molecular function: protein binding; zinc ion binding. The record is from RefSeq and is a predicted model, not a curated record. The coding region runs from base 200 to 1693 and encodes 497 amino acids. The transcript has a single exon. Lineage: Eukaryota; Metazoa; Chordata; Amphibia; Anura; Hylidae.
GCCUUUUGGACUAUGCAAAUAUGAAGGAAAAAUCUUUCUCAUGUGUCAUGUGUUUUAGUAAUGCUUGGGGGAAGUUGGUUCAUAAAGGGAAAGUUUGUCUGCCUGUUAGAAAUUUCCCGGUGAAUCUGGUAAAACGAGUCCGAGAGUAUAUUUAGUGAGAGCGCAGAAGAACACUGUCUAGAUAGAUGUUUCUGCCGCCAUGGAAUCUGCUGCAAUCUGCGAAGACCAGACCUGUUCCACCUGUCUACACCUUUGUUCCAAACUACGUACACGAACAUGUGGACAUAUCUGUGAAUGCCGCAGUGAAAAAGCAGAGUGCAUGCAAGAAAAUGAACAAUGCUCAAAAGGUAGGAAAAAGAUCAAACAAGAAGAGGCCAAGGUCCUGUGCACUUACUGCAUACAGAUCCCUGCACAUGCUGCGAAGACAUGUCUUAUUUGUGAAGCUUCUCUGUGUGAGAAACAUCUGAACGUCCACAACAAGUCACCAGAUCAUGUGUUACUAGAGCCCACCACCUCAAUACGCUGCCAAAAAUGCACAGUCCACAAUGAGGUUCUGAAGUACUACUGCCCUGAAGACGACUCCAUUGUCUGUACCUCCUGCUUUCUCAUUGGAGACCAUAAAGGACACCAGGUGGAACUACUUCAAAUUGCUUCUGAGAAAAAAAAGGAGAAACUCAGGAGUUUGUUGAAAAAACGCAUAUUAAGGAGCGAGAGGACUCAAAAUAGAAUUAAGGACUUUCAGAAAGAAAUGAGCAACGUGAAGGACAAAGUGAAAUCCAUUACGAACCAAGUAACCCUUCUCUUUACUGACCUAAGGGCGCAGUUAGAGGCUCUAGAAAGACGAGUAUUAAAAGAGGUUUUAAGGCAAGAAGACCAAGUUAUACAGUCUCUGUCUGAACAGGUCCAAGAGCUGCAAAUGAAACUGGAGAAGUUAUCAAGGCAAAUAUCCGAUACUGAGAAGCGUUGUCAGAUGACCGAUCCAUUAACUGUCCUAAGAGGCCAUCGGCCAAACUCCGAUAUAUUGACAAAUGGCUGUGAUAGAAAGAUGAGCAAUGAAAGCUUCUACCAAGUAGACAGUCUGGAUGAACUUCUCAUUUCGAUGACAUUGCACAGAAAUCUGGCUAAAAUCGUAAAUAAUAUAAAUGCAGUGGAUGAAUUCCACGUGUUGGAGGCCUCGGAGAUACUAUUUGAUGUGAACACAGCUGGAGAUUACGUACACAUCUCUGGAGACCUAAAAACUGCCAGCAGUUCAGACAUAAACCUCCGCCGGCCAGAGACACCGGAAAGAUUUUAUUGUGUUCAGGUGCUUAGCACCAAGAGGUUCCCUUCUGGUCGGCAUUCGUGGGAGGUAGAGACAAGUAAUUGUGGGGACUGGAUGAUCGGGGUGGCCUAUCCGACUAUAGAAAGGAAAGGCUCUCACUCCUUCCUCGGGUUUAAUGACCAGUCCUGGGGUCUGCAGAAAUAUAAGAAUAAGUAUACAGUGAAACAUAACUCUGAAGUAAUCCACAUAGACGUGGAGUAUUCCUGUCAGAGAUAUUUAAUAUAUCUGGACCAUGAUGCCGGUCAACUGUCCUUCUAUCAACUCAGUGACCCCAUCUGCCACCUGUACACUUACAAGACCACCUUUAAAGCCCCUCUUCAUGCUGCUUUCUGGGUGGAAGACGACGCCUGGGUUAAGAUCGUAAGCAAAUAGUUCUGUGAACAACCAUGAUUCUGAAAGGGGAGAUGUAGAGCAAAACCAUUUAUUUAAUUUUUUUAAGUCAUGAGAAUUGUCCUAGAUCUAUUGAUCUAAGGACAAAAACUAAUUUGCCCAUAGCAACCAAUCACAGCUCAGCUUUAAUUUCUUAAAGGGGUAUUCCAGGCCAAAACUUUUUUUUAUAUAUAUAUCAACUGG